Messenger RNA from Durusdinium trenchii, 669 nucleotides. NCBI's taxonomy places the organism in Eukaryota, Dinophyceae, Suessiales, Symbiodiniaceae. The record is from the annotation of a GenBank genome assembly.
AUGAGCUAUGCGAUGCAUUUGGGAUUGAAGGAGGAAGUUGAGAGCCCAUAUCGAAGGAGGACCGGACAUUGUCAUCGUCUUCCUGGUCCCUCUCUCUUAGAGGCCACGGGCGACAGUCAACCGGCGCACUCUGUCCUUCAGAAGGAAGACCUAGACGAAGCCGUGGACGAAGCCGAUCAAGCUGCAGCGCAAAUCUAUGAGGAUUUUGCAGCGCUGAGAUUCUUGCACGAGCACCAAGAUUUGUCGUCAGUGGGCGCACGUACUGCUGCUUCAGACUCCUUGGGCUUAGAGAGUGGUCUUAGAGGCUGGCAGCGGCUUCCGGUGAAUCGCUAUGAGCCGCUGCUCCGUGCCGUCUACGAACGCGGCCCCGUCGGUGUGUCAGUGGCGGCCAGAAGUUGGCACUUGUACUCUGCGGGCGUCUUCGAUUAUUGCGACCAGGAUGCGGUCAUUGACCAUGCGGUGACAUUGAUCGGAUUUGGCCGCGACCCGAAUCUCAGCAUCAAAAGCCGAAGAAAGAGCAAGGAAAGGAGCGCAACUAGGAAAAGGAACAGGAAUAGUUUAUUGUUUUUCAAUAUUCAAUAUUCGUUUAGUUUAGUUUACUUCAACAACAUUGUGCCUCAAGCCUCUCUUUCGGUUCCUGAUACCCAAGAUGCGGACCAUUUUCGCUAA